Clonostachys byssicola is the source of this 1107-nucleotide messenger RNA. Lineage: Eukaryota; Fungi; Ascomycota; Sordariomycetes; Hypocreales; Bionectriaceae. The record is from the annotation of a GenBank genome assembly.
AUGGAUUCUCUUAUUGACAAACUUCAUCAUACUUCCGUGGAAGAUCUCGAGGAAGACAUGCACGAAGGUAUGGACGAAGAUAUGAACGAAGGUAUGGACGAAGAUAUGGACGAAGAUAUGGAACAGUACGAUCAGCAACCAGAGCCGUGGGAGAGUCACCUCUUCACCUGUGAGGACUGCAACCAGAAUCUGAACCAGUUAUGCUUCAAGAACGAUGCUCUGCUUCCUUUCGCAAGCAGUUCAACCCAUAAGAGCCAGCGGAUCCCUGAAGAAGUUCUUCUUUCGGCCACCGAACUCUAUCGGCUACAAGACGAGAAUCUCGACGCUCACCUCGCUGCUCAGAAAGGUCCACUCCGGUGCAACGAAUGCUGGUUCGAGAAACUCGGCCUAGACCAUCUACCAUCACGAUUCCAGGAUUUUGAUCCAGACGACUGUGUAGAAUUCUACUACCCUCUACCACGGGAGAUUGGGUGUCGAGACGUCAGGCUGCCGACAUGGAUGAUUCGCUGCACUGGAUGUCACACGUGGCAAAGCAGCGUUCAAUAUCCUGGAUCACGCCUGUUCGAUGGUUCUGGUUCCUGCAUUACAUGUACACGUAUUCCCAGGCUUCCGUACGUCGCCAAGCUCGAUUGGCGAGAUAUCGGAAAGAACAGCUACACGGUCAAAUUUUACAGAGAUGAAGUUCCGCGUAUACCCUGGCGGGACGUUGUCGGGAGAGAACCGUCAAUCAGGGAUUCAGCCAAGCAGAGUUGCAUCAGGCUUUUCUAUGAAUGGGAAAGAAGUGAUGAGCCUCUCCGUGUUUGGGCAGCUCUGUUUCACCUCCGCGAAUAUUUUGGCGAGCAUAGAGGGCAGUUGGAGAACUUGUUUGGUACCAUGGCGAAACAAAACUUCACAUCCAGCAGAGCAAGCUACCACCAUUUCCAGCUGCAGCAGGUUCUGAGAUCCCUGGAGACAGAUGCUUCGAACAAAGCAGCGGACUCGGUUUUUGGCGGCGAGUUUGAACGGGUGUGGCUGGUGUUCUCCCGGAUCAAGGCACAGUUUUACGAGGAGUUCUCUAGGAGUGAACUCGCACAUUUUCGAGUAUUUUCGCGUGGAGAAAAUUGUUGA